CAGUAUCUUCCGUUUGUUCCGGAUGCGGAUGGACGCAAACAUGGCGGCUGAGGGAGAUGUGGAUUUGGACCUGGAGGCUGAGGAGAACUGCACCGGGAAGCCAACAGAAAAACCACGCAAGCACGACAGCGGGGCUGCUGAUUUAGAAAGAGUCACCGAUUAUGCAGAAGAAAAAGAAAUCUCGAGUUCCGACUUGGAAACGGCCAUGUCCGUGAUUGGUGACAGGAGAUCAAGAGAACAGAAAGCAAAACAGGAAAGAGAAAAAGAAUUGGCCAAAGUGACAAUUAAGAAGGAGGAUGUAGAGCUCAUUAUGGCCGAGAUGGAGAUUCCACGUGUCGUGGCCGAGCGCAGUUUAAGGGAACACAUGGGGAACGUUGUGGAGGCUUUGAUUGCACUGACCAACUGAACUGUUAAGACCCAGCUGUGACUGGUAGCAUGGGCAUAGGAGUGCCUCCUACUCAGCAGUGCCUCCGCUUCACACCGCAUUCUCUUAUCUAUAAUAAAACAUCUCACCUGUUCUACACCACA
Hemibagrus wyckioides is the source of this 528-nucleotide messenger RNA. It is a transcript of the gene hypk, whose product is annotated as huntingtin interacting protein K. Lineage: Eukaryota; Metazoa; Chordata; Actinopteri; Siluriformes; Bagridae. The coding region runs from base 23 to 406 and encodes 127 amino acids. Gene Ontology annotation, biological process: protein stabilization; negative regulation of apoptotic process. The transcript is spliced from 4 exons. The record is from RefSeq and is a predicted model, not a curated record.